Molecule: messenger RNA, 348 nt
Organism: Closterium sp. NIES-65
Lineage: Eukaryota; Viridiplantae; Streptophyta; Zygnematophyceae; Desmidiales; Closteriaceae
Source: the annotation of a GenBank genome assembly
AUGGCGGCGAUGGACCCAUUGCUAUGUGUGUUGGUUGAUUUAAUAAAAACUACCUUCCUAAAGGCCUAUGGUUUUGGCAAAGAGACUAUGAAAAUCAAGAGGAGGAGCAGAGAGAGAGAGAGAGAGAGAGAGAGAGAGAGAGAGAGAGAGAGAGAGAGAGAGAGAGAGAGAGAGAGAGAGAGAGAGAGAGAGAGAGAGAGAGAGAGAGAGAGAGAGAGAGAGAGAGAGAGAGAGAGAGAGAGAAGAGAGAGAGAGAGAGAGAGAGAGAGAGGGAGAGAGAGAGAGAGAGAGAGAGAGAUAAGAGAGAAUGAGAGAAAGCACAAUGGACAACGGUGUCCAUGGCCCUAG